Messenger RNA from Anguilla anguilla (European eel), 2599 nucleotides. It is a transcript of the gene gpr25, whose product is annotated as G protein-coupled receptor 25. Bases 90 to 1178 code for a protein of 362 amino acids. Gene Ontology annotation, molecular function: G protein-coupled receptor activity. Gene Ontology annotation, cellular component: membrane. The record is from RefSeq and is a predicted model, not a curated record. Gene Ontology annotation, biological process: immune response; G protein-coupled receptor signaling pathway. The transcript has a single exon. NCBI's taxonomy places the organism in Eukaryota, Metazoa, Chordata, Actinopteri, Anguilliformes, Anguillidae.
AGAGAGAGGUAUUUAAGCAUGUGGCACUACCCGCUGCCAUACAUUGAAAUUUUGUGCCUGCAAGCCAGGGUAACCCAGAGCCAGCAGUAAUGGAGGGCACCACGUUCCCUACGAUGGACUACUACGAGUUCAGCGGCGAGGCAGUCACUGACGCCGAAGGCGUGCUCUACAUGGAGGACUGCCCCCCCGCGGGCCUCCCCCUGUCCAGCGUCUGCCUGCCCGCUGUCUACUUCCUCAUUUUCUUGGCGGGCGUGUCGGGGAACGUCUUCGUCAUCGCGGUGCUGCGCGGCAAGCGGCAGAAGGACGGCCGGCUGGUGGACACCUUCGUGCUGAACCUGGCGGCGGCGGACCUGGUGUUCGUGCUGACGCUGCCGCUGUGGGCCGUCUCCGCCCUGCAGGAGCACCGCUGGGCCUUCGGCGACGGCCUCUGCAAGCUCAGCAGCUACGUCAUCGCCGUCAACCGCUGCUCCAACGUCUUCUUCCUCACCUGCAUGAGCGCGGACCGCUACCUGGCGGUGGUGCGCAUGCUGGACUCGCGCUUCCUGCGCACGGCGCGCUGCGUGCGGCUGACCUGCGCGGGCGUGUGGGCGCUCUCCCUCGCCCUGGGGAUGCCCGCGCUGCUCUUCCGCCGGGCGCGGGACCCGGACGGGGAGGGCGUCGAAUGCCUGGAGGACACCGAAUCCCGCGCCUUCCAGGUGCUGAUCCUGGCCUCCUUCUUCCUGGCGUUCGUGCUCCCCCUGCUGGUCAUCGUCUUCUGCUACGGCGCCAUCCUGGUGCAGCUGCGGCGGCCCAGUGGCGGCAUCGGCGGCGGCAGCGGGGGGAAGGCCCAGGCAGAGGCCCGGCGCCGUCGACGCCACUCGCUCAAGAUCGUCUUCGCCAUCGUCGCCGCCUUCCUGCUCUCCUGGAUCCCCUUCAACGUGCUGAAGGUCGUCCUGAUCGGCUCCAGGAUGCGGGGUGUGGCCCUGUCCUGCGGGGCCAUGGCGGCCCUGGAGACGGGGCUGGUCCUCUCGUCCUGCUUGGCCUUCUUCAGCAGCUGCGCCAACCCCGCCAUCUACCUGUGCCUGGACCGGCACUUCCGGAGGCGUGCCCGCAGGCUCUGCCUGGGGUGUUCGGGGCGACCCGGGCCUCGCCGGGGGGGCUCCGCCUCGUCCACCUCCUUCAGAACCUCCGAAAGCUGAUCUGGGCCCAGCGCCAGGGCCCCCUCACCCCCCCUCCCCCCCUCCCCUCUCUCCCCAAAGUCAUUCUUGUUAUGAGAUCAUGGUUUAUGGAUCACAGCUUGUAUUAAACGUUUGUUUGCAUGGGCGGCAGCGUAGCAUAAUGAGUAAGGAGUUGCUCUUGUUAACUUAAAGGCAUUAGGUUCGAUUCCCCGGUAGGACAUUGUUGCCUUUGCGCUCUGGAUAAGAGCGUCAGCUAAAUUCCUGUAAUGCAUGCUUGCAUUAUUUAACAAUAUUACAGUUUGAGAAUCCUGGCAUAUAAACAAGGUCCUACGUUUCCAACAUUCUAUGCAUUCUGAAUGCAUUCAAAAAUUGAGAAUUAGUAAUAAUUAAAUUAUUAUUAUUCUUUUUCCACAUUUUACAUUUUAAGCAGAGAGAUAAAUAUAUUGACAGUGCUGCCGAGGGCAUCUAUUUUAGUUACUGAUUUGUGCAUUAAAACCAGACAACAGGGAACUGAUACAUUCAAAUAAAUAAAAUAUAAAUAUAGAACAAAUCUCUAGUGAGUAGUCUAAACAUUUAUGAAAAAGCCUACACUCUGUAGGAAUUGUUUCUUUAAAUCUAUAGCAGAAAUGAAGACAAAGACAAAUGACUACGACGCGUUUCGCCAGUGUUUUCAUUCUAUAAUUGACUAAGCAUAUUUUAUCAUUAUAACUGUGUUUCUAAAUUACUGCAUAUUUUAAAAGCGGUUUUAUGCAUGUCCUUUCUGUUUGAUUCAUGUUGCAACUAUCUAAUUAAUUAACAAAGUACAAAUAAUAUAUUCAAAAAAGCUAUAAAAUCAAAAUAAAAUUUGAUUAUUCCAAAUGAAUAAAGCAAAAAAUAUAUUAUUUUUAAAUAGCAAUGUUGCGCAUUAUCUACAAUUAUAUAAUAUCUAUACUUAUGAUAAUACACGGUUUAAAACAGACAAAAAUGGACUGAAAUUAAUUCACUGAAGUUUCAGUGAAUCUGAAGAUAAGAUUAUUAUGGUUUUGUAUUGCAUGCCUUUUUUGCGUGGUGUAAAAAGUUAAAAAUUCUAAGCUUAAGAAAGAUGAUAAACAAAAUAUUUUACUUUAUUUUUCCCAAUACUUAAUAUUUGAUAUUAGUAUUUAAUACAAAUACAUAAACUAAUAUAAUUUCUAGGUGAAAUUGAUUCUCCCGUUUGUUGAAUUAUAAUUAAUGUCUACACAUGUUCUACUUUCUUUUGUUUCUGUACAUUUAUUGCUGAUUAACUCAAAGCAUUACCUGAAAAGCAUUAUAUAAAUUUGAAUGAUUUUUUUAUUCAUGACCAUUCAACUUUGGAGAGCAUUGUACCCGUGCAAUUGUGUAAUUAUAGCUUCUGCAGCUUCUUGCCAUCUUAAAACAAAUGAUAAAACUUCAGAUAUCACAGAUAUGUAUAAACAGAUAAACAC